This is a messenger RNA of Mytilus californianus (California mussel), 1657 nucleotides long. RefSeq lists its product as uncharacterized. The record is from RefSeq and is a predicted model, not a curated record. The transcript has 5 exons. Lineage: Eukaryota; Metazoa; Mollusca; Bivalvia; Mytilida; Mytilidae. The coding region runs from base 1 to 786 and encodes 261 amino acids.
AUGGUGUGGCGUUGUUGUCUGAGUUUCUUUGUGUCAUUGGCAUUAUUUAAUGGUCAUUUUGCAGAUGUUUGUAGCAGACACAAAAGGAAAGGCACCGUUUUGAAGAUCCAAUAUUACUGCUGCUCAAACUACGUCUUAAAAGGAGGAACAUGUGAAGAAUGUCCAGUCGGCUUUACUACUCAUCCUGAGGAAGCAGUAUGUAAGCCAUGUUCGUCAAACUUUUUCGGAUACAGAUGCAUAGAAAAAUGUUCCUGUAAAGAAAAAGAGAGCUGUAAUCACAUUGAUGGGUGUGUAAGAGAUGAAACUGAUCAACAUCAUACAACAGAACCCACUACUCCAACUACAGUGUUUUCAGUGUUUCCAAACAAGGAAAGUAUAAUUUAUAUCGGAAGUAUAGGUCUGAUGGCAUUUAUUAUUUGUAGCUUGAUAGCAUACAUUUGUUAUAAAAAGAAUGGAAAAAAGAAAUCAUUUGACAAAAAUAAAUCAAAUGAAAAUCCUCAUGAAAACUGGCACAAUGAACAUAAGAACACAGAUGAAAAUGAAUAUGCAGAGAUUGAGGAGACAUUCUUAUACAACAUCAAAACUGCGACAAGGGGAGUAAAGGUCAAGGACAAGGAAGUAAAUAAUGAUAGGAAUCAUUUGAACAACGAUGAUUUCAUGAAUGGUUAUUUAAAUCCGUUCCAACCAAUCAAAUCUACAGAGGUGGAUGUUCAUCAAUAUAGCUCCACAAUGAACGAUGGGGACAAUGCAACCACUCCAGCUGAUAACCAAGGGGAUUGCGGAUGAAUCCCUAUCAACCAAUCAUAUCUACAGUGAUGGAUGUUCAUCAAUAUAGCUCCACAGUGAACGAUGGGGACAAUGCAACAACUUCAGUUGAUAACCAAAGUGAUUCCGGAUACCUAAAUCCACAUCAAUCACUAACACUGGACACUCUAGAGAAUUAACAUGUCUAUAAUGAAUUGAAAUCAAGGAUUACCAAAAAAGACACAGAAAUACAAAAAUUCAUCACGAAAGAUGGAGAGGAUGAAUCUGAUUGCGAAGAUGAAUGCUUAUUGACGAAUAUUUAACAGAUUUUCCCUUUCUUUUUGAGAUACUAUGACCCGUCUCUUAGAUGCAUGCUUUUUAAAUAACUUUUUAAAAAUUGUGUGAAAUUGAGUUAUUUGUCACAUUGGUACUUUUGAAUUAAAACUCAGUUUAGAGACAUUUUUGUGCUAACAAGUUUGCAGUAUUUUUUAAAAAUUUUAUUCAUUUUAUAUGUAAUGAUCUGUAGACGCAAAAUGAUAAUAGGAUCAUGGAAAGAAAGUCAAAAUUGAAAAAUUAUUUCAAGAAUAUUUAAUCAAUGGACAACGUGUGUGUUCAAUAACUCAUAUCAGCAAUAUUAAGACAAGAAACACAAAAUAAUAAAAACUUCCUAAAAGUCACGUUCACGUGCCUAUCUGUACCCAACCGGAACACCUGUAUGCACCUAUUUGUUUUUAGGGGUUCGUGUUGCCCAAUCUUAAGUUUCGCUGUAGUGUUUUGUAGUGUUUUAUUUCCUUUUGGUCAUGGUGUUAUCGGUAUUUAUUCGACUAAUGAUAUAUGAUUGGCCCCUUGGUAUCUGUACCUUUUAUUUAAGACAUUUUUUGAUUUUUUCUUUAUAAUCAUUAAUAAUAAUUAU